Molecule: messenger RNA, 2427 nt
Organism: Metschnikowia bicuspidata var. bicuspidata NRRL YB-4993
Lineage: Eukaryota; Fungi; Ascomycota; Pichiomycetes; Serinales; Metschnikowiaceae
Gene: RAD53
Product: serine/threonine/tyrosine protein kinase
Exons: 2
Coding region: 1-2427 (808 amino acids)
Biological process (GO): DNA repair; DNA replication initiation; deoxyribonucleoside triphosphate biosynthetic process
Cellular component (GO): cytoplasm; nucleus
Molecular function (GO): protein binding; protein serine/threonine kinase activity; protein serine/threonine/tyrosine kinase activity
Source: RefSeq, a predicted model, not a curated record
AUGGACUCCACGCAGCCCACGCAGCCCACGCAGCAGGCCGCAGGCACGCCGCCUCAGGAGCCCCAGGACGAGGCCCAUAUCUGCCGCUUGAUCUGCGCCACCGGCCAGUACGGCAGCAUCGACUUGAACACAAACGCGGCCACGCGCACGCGCGCGCACGCGCAGCGCAAGACGUGGGUGUUUGGGCGCAACGGCGAGUGUGACGUGGUGCUCCACACGUGCUCGCGGCUCUCGAACCGGCACUUUCUGCUCUGGCUCAGCUUGGCUGACGACACGGUGUGGAUCCAGGACACGUCCACCAACGGCACGUACCUCAACGGCGGCCGGCUCGUCAAGGGCCUGAACUACAUCGUGUCGCAGGGCGACGAGAUCAGCGUGGGCGUGGGCGUGGCGCAGGACGUGGUCAAGUUCGUGGUGCUUUUCGGCGACCGGUACAACCCGCAGAGCCGGGCGCGCGAGCCCGAGGCGCCGCCCGACGGCAUCCACCGCGACUUCAUUGUGCGCAGCGAGACGCUCGGGCAGGGCGCGUUCGCCACGGUCAAAAAGGUCAUUGAGCGGCGCACCGGCGACGCGUACGCGGCCAAGAUCAUCAGCCGGCGGCGGGCGCUCGCGGCGGGCGGGCGCGGCGCCAUGGCGGGCGUGGACCGCGAGCUCGCGAUCCUCCGGCAGCUCGACCACCCCCACAUCGUGCGCUUGCACAGCUUCUACGAGGACGCGGAGAACUACUACUUGGUCAUGGAGCUCGUGCCCGGCGGCGACCUCAUGGACUUCGUGGCGGCCAACGGCGCCGUGGGCGAGGCGGCCACGCAGGUGAUUGCGCGCCAGGUCUUGGAGGGCAUCGCGUACGUGCACCGGCUCGGCAUCUCGCACCGCGACUUGAAGCCGGACAACAUCUUGAUUCUGCAGGACGACCCGAUCGUGGUCAAGAUCACGGACUUCGGGCUCGCCAAGAUCAGCGACGGCGCGUCGCUCAUGAAGACCUUCUGCGGCACCUUGGCCUACGUGGCGCCGGAGGUCCUCACGGGCAAGCCCGACCCGCAGCUGCUGCCCGCGGCCGCGGCCAACUACAGCUGCUUGGUGGACAUCUGGCUGCUCGGCUGCCUCGUGUACGUGCUCCUCACGUCGCACCUCCCGUUCAACGGCAAGACGCAGGCCCAGAUGUUCCUGAAGAUCAAGCUGGGCGACUUCCUCGCGUCGCCGCUCGCGGCCUACGACGUCUCGCAGCAGGCCCUCGACUUCCUCCGCUGCUGCUUGGCCGUGGACCCGGCGCGCCGCCCGUCCGCGGCCGAGGCGCUCCGCCACCCGUGGCUCGCCGCGGCCCACGCCCCGGAACACGCCGCGGGCCUGGGCCUGCCGCCGCUCAGCCUCUCGCAGCUGACGCUGCAGCAGUCGCGCCGGAUCGAGCACGGCAUCCACAUCUCCGCGUCCAGCCACUUGGACGACGACCUCAUGCUGCGCCCGUUGGACCGCGCGCCGGCGCACCGGAACGCCCGCCGCGGCCAAGAGUUCAAGGUGCCGCGGCGCGUGGCGCCGCUCCCGCAGCUGCAGCCGCUCCACGCAUCCGCCUGGGGAGACUCCCGGGAAAACGCCGAGGGAGACGCCCCGAAAGACGCCCCGAAAAACGCCCAGAAAGACGCACAGAAAGACGCCCUCAGAGAUGCCCCGCCCGCCGCGCUCUCCGAGCACAUGGGCUCGCUCAGCGUGCACGUGCCGCUCGCAGAGGCCCCGCUGGCGGGCCGGCCGCGCGACUUGUUCAUCACGUUGGCGCCACUCCCCAACUCGUUCAGCGGCGAGCCCAUCUAUGUCCGCCAGGGCGUCAACCCGUAUGCCAUCGGGCGCAACGAGGCCUGCGACACGUUCGUCAACGACGACCGCAUGUCCAAGAUCCACUGCCUCAUCCACCGCAGGCGCCACCCCAUGGCCGGCGCGUCCAUCUUCGAGAGCCCGGCCCACUGCCUCGAGGACCUCUGGCUCCUCGACUUCAGCACCAACUCCUGCCACGUCAACGGCGUGCGCGUGGGCAAGUGCAAGAAGGUGCAGUUGUUCAACGGCGACCGCAUCGACUUGUUCGUCGACGAGUCCAUCCACCAGCUGUUGAGCUUCACCUUGGCAAUCAACGACGCCACGGGGCUCUUCCGCGGCGGCGAGCGGGCCGGCGACGCGGACGGCCUUGUCCAGGUCAUCCGCCUCGACCCCAACGACGAGAAGCUCCGGCCCGCCAUCGUGCCUGAACCGGCCCCCCAGACCGGCGCUGCGCGCGGCGUCGAAAAGGGCUCCAUUGCCGGGUACGGCGGCAACUUCAAGUCGCUGCUCAGACUAAAACGGAAGAUGUACGACGACACGCACAGCAGCCCGCUGAAGCCGCUGCUGUCGAAGCGCGCCCAUCUCCAGAGCGGGCAGGCUAGACCGACAAACUCGUGGGCGUAG